This is a messenger RNA of Diaporthe amygdali, 492 nucleotides long. RefSeq lists its product as uncharacterized. The transcript is spliced from 3 exons. The coding region runs from base 1 to 492 and encodes 163 amino acids. The record is from RefSeq and is a predicted model, not a curated record. NCBI's taxonomy places the organism in Eukaryota, Fungi, Ascomycota, Sordariomycetes, Diaporthales, Diaporthaceae.
AUGGGCUGUUCUCCAGGUGGAUUGCCUCCUCCAGCUCAAGCCCACUACAUCCCUGAGAACUGGUUGUUGCAGUUCGCUACUCCUGCGCUGGCCUGGGCUGAUCAUGACCCAGAUCUCGACUUGAACCUCGUCUUGGAGGCCUGUAUUGACUUGAUUGUGGUUCAGGGGAGGUCGACCAAGUCCACAAAGCCAAUCAGCCGAUCCUCGCAUCUAUCAGUGCAGGAGUAUUCGUCGAGCCACGAGUGGCCGGAUAAGCCGGAGUGCCAAUUGCUCGGAGCUGUCUGUCUGCACAUGGUUAUGUCCUCUGGAGGCCUCCUGGGCAGUGACGCCUCGAGGAGACACGCACAGUCGACAAGCUCGCAAGCUAUUGUGAGGGAUGCGACGAGGACACAGCGAGGCCGUGGAGGUCUCCUCAUAUCCAGCGAGAUAGGCAAACAAAAGGAGAAUAAGCAGUACGUGCCGCGCCGCAGCACCGUCCGCACGCCUGCAUGA